Messenger RNA from Hyaena hyaena (striped hyena), 4305 nucleotides. It is a transcript of the gene PRKCB, whose product is annotated as protein kinase C beta. The record is from RefSeq and is a predicted model, not a curated record. The coding region runs from base 194 to 2215 and encodes 673 amino acids. Gene Ontology annotation, molecular function: ATP binding; zinc ion binding; diacylglycerol-dependent serine/threonine kinase activity. Gene Ontology annotation, biological process: protein phosphorylation. The transcript has 17 exons. Lineage: Eukaryota; Metazoa; Chordata; Mammalia; Carnivora; Hyaenidae.
GGACGAGCGGUGGCAGCUGGGCGAGUGACAGCCUCAGCUCCGCGCGCCGCGGCGGCCAGAGCCGGCGCAGGGGAAGCGCCCGCGGCCCCGGGCGGCAGCAGCAGCCGCCUCCUCGCGCGCCUCCCGGGCCCGCAUCCCGCGCUCCCGCGGCCCCGGGGCCGGCACCUCUCGGCUCCCGCUCCCCGCGCGCAAGAUGGCUGACCCGGCUGCGGGGCCGCCGCCGAGCGAGGGCGAGGAGAGCACCGUGCGCUUCGCCCGCAAAGGCGCCCUCCGGCAGAAGAACGUGCACGAGGUGAAGAACCACAAAUUCACCGCCCGCUUCUUCAAGCAGCCCACCUUCUGCAGCCACUGCACCGACUUCAUCUGGGGCUUCGGGAAGCAAGGAUUCCAGUGCCAAGUCUGCUGUUUUGUCGUGCACAAGCGGUGCCAUGAAUUUGUCACUUUCUCCUGCCCAGGCGCUGACAAAGGCCCAGCCUCUGAUGACCCCCGGAGCAAACACAAGUUUAAGAUCCACACAUACUCCAGCCCCACGUUUUGUGACCAUUGCGGGUCACUGCUGUAUGGACUCAUCCACCAGGGGAUGAAAUGUGACACCUGCAUGAUGAACGUGCACAAGCGCUGCGUGAUGAACGUCCCCAGCCUGUGCGGCACGGACCACACGGAGCGCCGCGGCCGCAUCUACAUCCAGGCGCACAUCGAGAGGGAAGUCCUCAUCGUCGUCGUAAGAGAUGCUAAAAACCUUGUACCUAUGGACCCCAAUGGCUUGUCAGACCCUUACGUGAAACUGAAACUGAUUCCCGACCCCAAGAGCGAGAGCAAGCAGAAGACCAAAACCAUCAAGUGCUCCCUCAACCCUGAGUGGAAUGAGACAUUCAGAUUCCAACUGAAAGAAUCGGACAAAGACAGAAGACUGUCGGUAGAGAUUUGGGAUUGGGAUCUGACCAGCAGGAACGACUUCAUGGGAUCUUUGUCGUUUGGGAUUUCCGAACUGCAGAAAGCCGGUGUUGAUGGCUGGUUUAAGUUGCUGAGCCAGGAGGAAGGAGAGUACUUCAACGUGCCCGUGCCGCCAGAGGGAAGUGAAGGGAAUGAAGAAUUACGGCAGAAAUUCGAGAGGGCCAAGAUCGGUCAGGGGACCAAGGCUCCAGAAGAAAAGACGACCAACACCAUAUCCAAACUUGACAACAAUGGGAACAGAGACCGAAUGAAACUAACCGACUUUAACUUCCUGAUGGUGCUUGGGAAAGGAAGCUUUGGCAAGGUCAUGCUCUCAGAGCGGAAAGGCACAGAUGAGCUCUAUGCUGUGAAGAUCCUGAAGAAGGAUGUGGUGAUCCAAGAUGACGAUGUGGAAUGCACGAUGGUGGAGAAGCGGGUGCUGGCCCUGCCCGGGAAGCCACCAUUCUUGACCCAGCUCCAUUCCUGCUUCCAGACCAUGGACCGCCUGUACUUUGUGAUGGAGUAUGUGAAUGGGGGUGACCUCAUGUACCACAUCCAGCAAGUUGGCCGGUUUAAGGAGCCUCAUGCUGUAUUUUACGCUGCAGAAAUUGCCAUCGGUCUGUUCUUCUUACAGAGCAAGGGCAUCAUUUACCGUGACCUCAAACUUGACAAUGUGAUGCUGGAUUCAGAGGGCCACAUCAAGAUUGCUGAUUUUGGCAUGUGUAAAGAGAACAUCUGGGAUGGGGUGACCACCAAGACAUUCUGUGGCACCCCAGACUACAUCGCCCCUGAGAUUAUUGCUUAUCAGCCCUAUGGGAAGUCUGUGGAUUGGUGGGCAUUUGGAGUCCUGCUAUAUGAAAUGUUGGCUGGGCAGGCACCCUUUGAAGGGGAGGAUGAGGACGAGCUCUUCCAGUCCAUCAUGGAACACAACGUGGCUUACCCAAAGUCCAUGUCCAAGGAAGCUGUGGCCAUCUGCAAAGGGCUGAUGACCAAACACCCAGGCAAACGUCUGGGUUGUGGACCUGAAGGUGAACGUGAUAUAAAAGAGCAUGCAUUUUUCCGGUAUAUUGAUUGGGAGAAACUUGAACGCAAAGAGAUUCAGCCCCCGUAUAAGCCAAAAGCCUGUGGGCGAAAUGCUGAAAACUUCGACCGGUUUUUCACCCGCCAUCCACCCGUCCUAACACCUCCCGACCAGGAAGUCAUCAGGAAUAUUGACCAAUCAGAAUUCGAAGGAUUUUCCUUUGUUAACUCUGAAUUUUUAAAACCUGAAGUCAAGAGCUAAGUAGAUGUGUAGACCUGCGUCCUUCAUUUCUGUCAUUCAAGCUCAACGGCUAUCGUGGUGACAUCUUUUCUUUCGUUGCAACGUUGCAUCCAUGUUUUAUUUGCUGACGAGACUAGAGUGACCAUGUUUCAGAACCCAAAUGUCCUCAGGUCGUUUGGAGCAUCUCUGUGAGAUGGGGAUUAUGCAGACGGCACGUCAAAAAUGCUGCCGCAUAAUUAGCACAUUAGUAAAGUCCUCUUACAGUCCAUGUUCACCAGCAUGUCAGCUCAGUAGAUCCAGUGGGGACAGAAAAUGCCUGCUUUCUCUCCCUUUUUUCCAGCGCUCCCAUUUCACACAUUUUCCCAACUCCAAGCAUCCAGUCCAGAUUGUUCCCACCAAGUGAGCGGAUAAUCGGAUGCUAGCAGUAUUCUCUCUCUCCCUGCCGGACCCAGAGCUUGGCUUGUAUCCAAGUAUAUGGUGGCUUUGACUUAGAGGGAAUCCCUCCAUUCUGCCUGGUUUGGAGGCACCAUGAGCUGCAUGCUAAAAAUAAAAUUUUAUUUGUUAUUUUUUUUUAGACUUGAAGUUAAGAAGAUUAUCUCAGCCCUUUAAAAUGCUGAGAGUGUGCUUUUAGACAGUCUCCAUCUAAAAGUACCUCAAGGGGUCAGUCAAAAGGCAGCCAGCUUGGGCGCCACCUCCAAUGCUGUGAUUUCUGAUACUCUGUGUCCCUGGUCACCUUCAUCCUCAAACUACUUGCAAAGGGCAUUUGGCACCACUCCCUGAAAAGACAUGGUCACUCUAGCAAGGUCCCAGAGGACCAUGGUUUUACAUUACAUUUCAAAUUUUAUUUGCUUUGGGGUUUUAUUUCUGUUGUUGUUCAAAUGCAAAAAGAAAAAAAAAACCCACUCUGUUACACAUGUUUUGAAAUACGUGUCCCAAUGUUAUUAACCACAAUGACCUGCUUGGAUUUGUCAAGACAGCGCUCUGGAGCCUCGCAGAUCCAUGCCUGGGUGGAUGGGGCUCGCGUAGGUUUGUGGCUGGCUUUGGAAAGUUAAAUGAGCACUCUGAGAAAGACCCCAUGUCCCGAAGCAUAGACAGUUGUAUUCUUCACUUUGAUGUUGUUUUGUAAGAUGUUUGUGGAAAUGUCCAUUUGUAUCUGGAUAUCUAUUCUGUGCCAUUUUUUUUCUAGCAUCGAGAUACAAUAAAAAAAAAAAAAAGAAAGAAAGAAGAAAUGCUAUUUCAAGAAAACGGCUCUUUGAAACAUGUGGACCCAAACUACAAAGCAGGGCUCCUGAGGCUUUGGGACAGAAAGGAACUAAAUCCAGUUUUUAACCUCAGCCCCAGGGUUCGGUUGGUCAGAGAGGCCGGGGCUGGGGACCAUUCAGGGAUUCCUGGCGGCCGGUAGUGGGAUGGGGUGAGCUGGCCGGGGCCUCCAACGAUAUCGGAGCUCAAAGCCAGGGUCAAGUUUAGGGGCCAGCUAGAAGCAUGGCUGGAGCUCUUGAUUUUCUUAUCAAAAUCACCACUCCUCCCAGCUUGGACUAAAUAUUCUUUCUUGCAAGCAGCUUUGUGAGCCCCCAGAAGCCAAGGAAACCUCUUGGGUGGGAGAAAUCCUGCUUCUGCCUGAGUGGAUGAGGAUGGCAGGGGGUUCCCCAGCCUGGCCUACUGCCUCCUUCUAUUGUCAGGCAGCCCUGCAGAGAAUUCUUAUCACAAGUUGCAUGAUUUCCAGAAGCACCAGGGCUUCCAAGAGACCAUCAGGAGAACUGUAAAAUCUUGACUAAUGUCAUUGACAUAAGACUUCUCAUCUUUAAGAAAAGUGUGCCGUGGAUUUCCACAUAGGCAGAGAGGCCCCUCGCUCACUCCUGCCUGCCCUCCGCUUCUCCUCACUACAGGACCUCAUGUGGGGCAAACCUGAAGUCUCAGCUGACGAGAGCUCAGGAAGUUAGAGGAGGGAAAUUGGGGCGGAACCCUCCUCCCCCAUUUUAUUGUUGGGGAAACUGGCAUCUGCAGAGUGACUUGCCCAAGGUCAGCCAGCUGAGGUGCACACCCAGGUUUCCGGACUCAGUGCAAGACGCUUUCUGCUCUAUAGCUGGUAUCUCUGAGCCAUGCCCACCAAU